CCCCCCGCCCAGCAGCCGGGGACCCCGCGGGCCUCCCUGCUUCGCAAAGGCUGCGGGCACUGGGGAGUCCCGCGGCGCUCCCGGCCGGGCGCGGAGGCGGCGCGGGCCCGCAACUCGCGUAAUGGGGGGGGGAACGGCAGCUGCCCCCUCCUUGCGGCUCACGUGACGCGGUGCCCUUGGCACGAACCUGCGGGCGGGGCGGGGCCAGUCUCCCGCGCCCUGCAAGAAGCCCCGCCCGCGCCACUCGCGGCGUCUCGGCGGGUGCGGGCAUGGCGGUGUGGACGCGCGCCCGCAAGGCCGGGCUGGUGGAAGUGCUGCUGCGCGAGCGCUGGGUGCGGGCGCUGGCCGAGCUGAGCGGGGAGGCGCUGGCGCUGAGCUCCGAGCCGGAGCCGCGCAACGGUCUGCCCAACGGCGCCGCCGCCUCGCCCUCCGCCUCCCCCGAGCGGGGCGCUGCCUCUCCCUGGCCGCCGGCGCCCGCCUCGCCCUCCCCGCCGCGGGGCUCGGCGCCGGGCUCCCCCCCGGCCGGGGUGCGGCGCGUGCGGGUGGUGAAGGCGGAGGCGGGCGGGCUGGGCAUCAGCAUCAAGGGCGGGCGCGAGAACCGCAUGCCGGUGCUCAUCUCGCGCAUCUUCCCGGGGCUGGCGGCCGAGCGCUGCGGGGCGCUGCACCUGGGCGACGCCAUUCUGGCCGUCAACGGCAUGGACCUCCGCGACGCCACCCACGACCAGGCCGUGCAGGCACUCAAGCGGGCCGGCCGGGAGGUCCUGCUGGAAGUGAAAUACAUGCGGGAGGCAACUCUGUACAUCAAGAAGCCAUCGCUGGUGUCCGACCUGCCGUGGGACGGGGCCUUUCCGCACUCUCCCAGCCUCAGCCUCAGCGAGGAGUCUGGCUCCCCAAAGCAUCAGAGCGCCCCCCAGGAUCGCAAAAUCAUCCCCUUGAAGAUGUGCUACGCUGCCAGGAACCUGAGCAUGCCGGACCUGGAGAACAGGCUGAUUGAGCUACAUUCACCCGACAGCCGGAACACCCUGAUUCUUCGCUGCAAGGACACGGCCACGGCGCAUUCGUGGUUCAUGGCAAUCCACACCAACAUCAUGGCCCUCCUCCCACAAGUCCUGGCUGAGCUCAACACCAUGUUGGGAGCCAGCCACACGGCAGGUAGCAGCAGGGAGGUCAAGCAGAUCGCCUGGCUGGCUGAGCAGGCCAGACUUGACGGUGGGCGGCAGCAUUGGCGGCCGAUCCUCUUGGCUGUGACGGAGAAGGACCUGCUUCUCUUCGACUCCGUGCCCUGGACAAGGGACGCCUGGGCCUCUCCCUGCCACAGCUACCCACUGGUGGCCACCAGGCUGGUGCAUUCAGGCUGCAAGUCACCCUGCCUGGGAUCAGACCUCACCUUUGCCACGCGGUCAGGGUCUCGCCAGGGCAUCGAGAUGCACGUUUUCCGUGUGGAGACCCACCGCGACCUCUCCACCUGGACCAGGACCCUGGUGCAAGGCUGCCAUGCUGCUGCAGAGCUUGUCAAGGAGGUCUCCGUAGGCUGCAUCUGGAACAGGCAGGACAUUCGACUCACAAUCCACUAUGAAAACGGCUUUACCGUGUCCAGCGAGGGAGCUGGUUCUACCAGUAUCCUCCUCCGAUACCCUUUUGAGAAGCUGAAGAUGUCUGCUGACGAUGGGGUCCGAAACCUGUACUUGGACUUUGGCGGCCCGGAGGGGGAACUGGCCCUGGAACUGCACUCCUGCCCCAAACCCUUGGUCUUUGUCCUGCACACCUUCCUGUCGGCCAAAGUGACCCGCCUGGGCCUCCUGGCCUAGCCACAGCCGCCGCCGUUGCAGCCGCCACACGUAGUUCCUGGCUUUGCAAGAGUCCCAUCUGCCAGCCUCAGUGCCUUGACUGGACUUAGAACGGUCCCAUCUCUCCCCUUCUGAAGGGCUCUGGGGAGGCUGCAGCCAUAAACCCUUUGCCUGGUCAGGGCAGGGCAGAGAAGGAGCAAUUCUCUGGUGGGAUCAUGUGAAGCCAUCGUUCUGUUCCACUUACCAGAUGUGCCUUUCAAUGGAGGCCGGGAAGAGAAAGGAAGCCUCCUCCCAGAACAAGCAGAGCGGUGCCUUGUGUGCCCAGCUUGCCCUUGACGUGCCCAAGUCAUGUGCUGCUGCUGUGGGAGGGUCAGAGACAGCCUGGGGGUUGCUGUGCAGUUGCUGCCAGGUUCCAAAUCAGAAGCCCCCCCCCCCAAAGGCUGGGGAGAUGCCCUCUCAUUCUGUUCAAGAGUCCUCUCCAAUUCUAGUUUUAAUCUCAGAACCAGUAAAAGAUGCAGCCUUAGCUUAAGAGAUUCUUUUCAGCAUCAGAAAAAGUCUGAUUCAGAAACCAGCACAGGGAAAAUGUUUGAGUAGCUUUCUUUGAGCAUCUCCAGCUUGCUAUGCAGAGCCCGUCCUUCUUACUACAAAGGGAGAUGCUCUUUGAAGCAGGUUGACUGGCUCCCUUCCUUAUUUUGACAUUGACUGUUACACUAGAGUAGUCUGAAUCACAAUUUUUACUAUUUAUCUUCUGCAGAACCUCCCGCAGCUAAGUGACUGUAUGAGCAAUUCCUGAGGGGUCAUUUAAAAAAAUACUCAGCAUCUGCUAAUGCAGAGCCAGUAAGGAGGCCACCACUAGCCACAAAAUAGACUCUCCUUUCCCCUCAAACCCAGAGGGACCCUCUUGUCCCUCUGCAACAAAAGGAGUUUGGUCUCUUGAUACAAAAGUUGUGUAAUCUCCCCAAACUCCUUCUGGGCACAUUACCAGUGAAAGGCAAUGGAGGCAUUCAGUGUUUCUUGCUCUCCCGAGGAAAGAAAUGAAAUUGUAAACCUUGAGUGGUGCCCUGGUUCUUGUCUCGAAGAAGCAGAGAGCCCAGCGGGGGGGGGGGAGUCCAUGGGAUGCCCCCAAUUCUGGCUCUAGUGGAGGGUGUGUGAAGGAGGUGCUACUUGCACCUCUGCCAUCCAAAGAUUGGGGGUUCAGGCCUCCAUCUCAGGACUUACAAAGAGGGCUGGGCAGGGAUGUUGUCAUGGGGGCCCAGGAAUAGAACCAGAGGUUGCUGCCUCCAGGGCUCCUGGUAUCUGUAGUCUGGGAUGGGUCUUGGAAAGCCCUCUCCUCUGACCUUUCAGCUUCCAUUCUUUUAGAUCUCUUGGCCCAGCUGAAGGAGGCUUCCUGACCCCUCCUGUGAAGGAUUUGGGCCCUCUAAGCAGAAGAGGAAGGCUGGCCCUCAGGCACUUGUCCUGGGUGUCCGGCUGCUCUGUUAAGGCUGGAAUUUGGACUGCAGGGCCUGUUCAGAGAAACCUCAAGGCCAGUAAGGGCCAUUCCAGGCCCUUUUCUGCAUUAAAAGCCAAUAUUUAAUGGUGCUGGAGUCACUUUCUGAAGAGAACACCUUUUCUCAGUCACCUUCAGUUGGGUGUAACCAGCUUCCUUCCAGGGCUGAAGGAGUUGCAGCCGAUCAUUGCUGCUCAUGGCCAGCGGCCAGACUGGGAAUUCAGGGUUGCUGCCAGGGGCCCCCUUACAUGUUUCAGAAAAGGGCCCCUGGUACCCAUAUGGAGGUGAUGUAAGGCUGUGGGCAUUUGCUGGCUAGGGGGGUAUGAAUGUAUAGCAUUGAAGGAGGAAAUUUGGCUGGCAUUAGCAGGUUUUCAAAUGGUGCUUUUAUAUCACAGUGAUGAACUAUUAUUACCAAAUUGAGACACAAAUUUAAAAAUACAGGUUAGGAAGUGCAGCUUGAUUGUCACAUACUCACCCUUUUUUACAUAGUACUUUUCCUAGCAAUGCCAGAUUCAGUUUUUCAGCCCAAGGAUGUUGUUGCAACUAUAGGAGGCUGCUCCGCCGAGAGUUUAGACCCUGAAUUGAUGUGGAGCAUAGAGCUGGGUUAGGAGACUAAGUUCCAUCAGUGGAGAAUUUGGGGUGGGAGAUCAGCCGAUUUCCAGGGUUUCUUCUUGCUAAUGUUUGUAGGCCCAGGAAAAACUUUUAAUUCAUUAACUUAAUUACUGAAGCAGGGUGGCACCUUUUGCCAAGUGGAUAUCUUUGUUCAAUGAGACAAGUGACUCGCUGCGGUUUCCCAUCUUCUGUCAGAUGUCGGGAGUUUACAGAUAGGGCAAACACAACUCUUAUAGGCCCAAAGUGCCAAAGAGGUCUUGAAAGUUUGCACAGAAAUCACUACAAGAAAGUAUCUGUGUUAACGCUGUGCAAAGCUGUAUGUCUGUGUGGGUAUGCUGUUUGUUAUAAUCUAAUGUGGAGUAUUGCAACAGAGAUAUGCCAUCACAAAUCUUAAACCAGCUUUAUUUUUUUAUUCUUUGUACAUGGUAUUUAUACAAGGACUUGCUUUUCCAAUGAUUUUAAAUGCAAUUUUGGGGGGUCUCCAGGUUCUCAAGUGGCAAUAUUUGGACCAUGUCUGAUCUUCGCCAGCAGAGAAAUUCUUGCCGAACUCUGCAGAAAACCUGGGUGCUCCUGGCCGGAGCUACACUUAAUUGUAUCACAUUUUUCAUUACAAUGAAAAGCAACGAAGGGCAGGUGUAUAAUAAAAUAUUAUUAGUUUUA
This is a messenger RNA of Crotalus tigris (Tiger rattlesnake), 4545 nucleotides long. It is a transcript of the gene SNTB2, whose product is annotated as syntrophin beta 2. The record is from RefSeq and is a predicted model, not a curated record. Gene Ontology annotation, cellular component: intracellular anatomical structure; dystrophin-associated glycoprotein complex; synapse. Gene Ontology annotation, molecular function: protein binding; structural molecule activity. The transcript has 7 exons. NCBI's taxonomy places the organism in Eukaryota, Metazoa, Chordata, Lepidosauria, Squamata, Viperidae. The coding region runs from base 270 to 1808 and encodes 512 amino acids.